AUGAUCUCUGGUGCUGGUGUCAGCAAUACCACGAAAACUGCCGGCUGGCUUCAAGAUGGAGUCUACUGCGAAAACGUGCCACAUGGGAGCGGUACCAAAAGAAUAACUUCUUGGUGCCGCCACCAAGCGCUCAGGACCCCACAAAGACACCUUUCUGGUCAACCGAGCCAAAACGCGCAAGAAACCACGAGGACGAAAAGUCGUCUCAAAUCUUUGAUCAACAGCAAAUCUGGUCGUCCAAAAGGGGGUGGUGAAACAGCUACAACUCUCAACUCCUCAAACUCGAAGGCAGCAGAGGCAGUGUUGAAAUGCUUGUUCACAAACUGCCUCAGCUUUUUCAACAAACUCGACUAUGUUAAACAGUCAGCUUGCCUUGAACAACCAUCCAGAAUCGCACUCACAGAGACCAGGUUCGCACCAGAUGGUAUACCAACAGAACUGGUCAUUGUCGAUCUGAACGUAGAGAAGGUAGAAGCUGAAAUAAGUGAUCUACAGAAUGCAAGGCAAUAUCUUCCAAAAGUCUCUAUAUACGGUGGAUCGAAUUACAAACUGUCCGCUAACUCCAACAUUGCGAUUUUAUGCGCUGGAGUUGACAAAAGAGACAAUGAAAAUCAGCUUAGUCAUGUGCAAAGAAAUGUUGACGCACUAAAAAGUAACUUAUUAACAACAAGCUUAAUUGCUACAGCUGUGAUUCCACACUUGGUUGAAAACAGCCCAAAAUGUACAAUAAUCGUAUUGAUAAAGCCAGGUACUUCGCAAGCUUGCAUGCUUAUUAGACCGCAGUUGAUGUUUUGGCCUAUGUGGCUUGGCGAAUCAGUGGAUUUCCAAAAAACCGCGUUCUUGGACUUGGGACAAUGGUUGAUUCUUCCAGAUUCUGUAAUGCAAUAA
Messenger RNA from Opisthorchis viverrini, 888 nucleotides. RefSeq lists its product as hypothetical. Gene Ontology annotation, molecular function: oxidoreductase activity. Bases 1 to 888 code for a protein of 295 amino acids. The record is from RefSeq and is a predicted model, not a curated record. The transcript is spliced from 5 exons. Lineage: Eukaryota; Metazoa; Platyhelminthes; Trematoda; Opisthorchiida; Opisthorchiidae.